Alexandromys fortis (reed vole) is the source of this 2489-nucleotide messenger RNA. RefSeq names its product zinc finger protein 724-like. The record is from RefSeq and is a predicted model, not a curated record. Gene Ontology annotation, molecular function: DNA-binding transcription factor activity; RNA polymerase II cis-regulatory region sequence-specific DNA binding. NCBI's taxonomy places the organism in Eukaryota, Metazoa, Chordata, Mammalia, Rodentia, Cricetidae. The coding region runs from base 127 to 1710 and encodes 527 amino acids. The transcript is spliced from 5 exons. Gene Ontology annotation, biological process: regulation of transcription by RNA polymerase II.
CUUUGCUGUAACUCCGAACGAUUUCUGGGAAAUGUAGUGCUUGCUUCUGUGACGUCACAAGAAGCCGUCCAGGAAAUCUCAUUCCGUCUUAGGUCUCCACGUGUAUCUCUUCCUGAAAGUUGGAAAAUGCUCUCCUUCUUGGAUGUGGCCAUCGAGUUCUCUCCAGAAGAAAGGGAAUGUCUGGAGCCUGCUCAGUGGAAUCUGUACAGGGAUGUGAUGCUGGAGAAUUACAGCCACCUUGAAUUCCUGGGUCUUGCUGUCCCUAAGCCACACUUGGUGACAUUUCUGGAGCAAAGACCAGAGCCUUCAGAUGGGGAGAGACAUGCAGCAGUCACCGUGCACCCAGGAACAAAACCCAAUGAUCACAGCAGUUACAACAAGGCCAUUGAUUGUAACUCACUACAGAUUCAAUGUCAGAGAAUUCAUACAAAGGAAAAACCCUACAAGUGUGAAAAAUGUGGUAAGGCCCUUAGUUCUUAUAAAGCACUUUCUAUACACCAGAGACUUCACACUGGAGAAAAACCCUACUCGUGUAAAGAAUGUCACAAGUUCUUCAAUACUUGCUCAUCCCUUUUUAUACACCAGAAAAGUCAUACUAAUGAGAAAUCCUACAAGUGUGAAGACUGUGGCAGAUCAUUUUAUUAUUCUUCAAUGCUUAAGCAACAUCAAAGGAUUCAUUUGAGAGAUAGCCAACACAAGUGCAAAGAAUGUGGCGGGUGUUUUUUCUCAUUGUCAUGCCUUAGACAACAUCAAGCAAGAUAUACUAGAAAGAAGUCAUACAAGUGUGAAGAGUGUGGCAAAUGUUUUUACUCCCUUUCAUCCCUUCGGCAACAUCAAGCAAUUCAUUCUGAAGACUAUCCCUACAAGUGUGCAGAGUGUGGCAAAACAGUCUCCAGUUUUACAUACUUUCAAGAUCAUCAGACAAUUCAUACUGGAAAGAAAUCAUACAAGUGUGAAGAGUGUGGCAAAUGUUUUUAUUUAUCCUCAUCCCUUCGGCGACAUAAAGCAAUUCAUUCUGAAGACAGUUCCUAUAAAUGUGCAGAGUGUGGCAAAACGUUCUCCAGUUUUACAUACUUUCAAGAUCAUCAGACAAUUCAUACUGGAAAGAAAUCAUACAAGUGUGAAGAGUGUGGCAGAUGUUUCCACUUAUCUUCAUCCCUUCGGCGACAUCAAACAGUUCACUGUGAAGACAAUCCUUACAAGUGUGAGGACUGUGGAAGAAGGUUUAAGUCUUCUUUAUCCCUUAAACAACAUCAAACCAUCUAUUCAGCAGACAGUCCUUCUGCCCCUGUACAUUGUAGCAAAUGGUUUUCCUAUUCUGGGGAUCUUCAGGAUCACCAAACAGUUCAUACUGGAGAGAAACCCUUCAAGUGUGAAGAAUGUCACAAGGCCUUUCAAUGUCCCUCAUCCCUUAGUAGACACAAGAGAGUUCAUACUGGAGAGAAACCCUACAAGUGUGAAGAAUGUCACAAAGCCUUUCGUUAUCACUCAUCUCUUAAGACACACAGGAGAGUUCACACUGGAGAGAAACCCUUCAAGUGUGAAGAGUGUCAUAAAGCCUUUAAUUGUCCCUCAGCUUUUAGGGCACACAAGAGAGUUCACACUGGAGAGAAACCCUAUAAGUGUGAAGAAUGUGGCAGGUGCUUUUUCUCAUCUUCAAACCUUAGACGACAUAAAAAAAGAAAAAUUCAUUCUGAAGAGACCCCAUAAAAUUGUGGGGAAUGUUGUAAUUCUUAAUAUCCUUAUUCAACAUGAUAUAUUUAACACCAGAGAGAAAUCCAACAAAUGUCUUUAAAAGUUUUCUUCCUCAAACUUUAACACAUCAUAUGAUUCAUUCUGACUGCAAAUGUCAUGUGUGAUGUAGGAUUCCCUUCUGUAAGCUGUGAAUAUGUUUUAUUACCAUUGGUUAAUAAAGAAGCUUCAUCAGCCAAUAGCUUUGCAGAGUAAAGUCAGGCAGGAAAUACAAACAGAGAUAUAGAGAGAGUAGGAAGAGUCAGAGAGAUGUCAUGUAGCUGUCAAAGGAGACAGAUGCCAGAACCUACUGCUAAGCCACAGUCUCAGGGAGAUACUCAGAUUAAUAGAAAUGGGUUAAUUUAAGAUGUAAGAGUUACUUAAUAAGGAUCUUGAGCUAAUUGGUAAUGGAGUGUUUUAAUUAAUAUGGUUUCUGUGUGAUUAUAUGGGUUUGGGUAGCCAGGAAUCAUAAGAACAGUCUCCAGUUACACAUGAGCGUGGGAGUAUUGUAAAAUCGUUCCCAAGAAGUCAGCUAACCCAACCUAGGAACUUCUACUUCUAUCUACCUCACUGUCAUGGGCUUCCGAGCUAGCUUGCAAUAAAACCUUGCUUUUUGCAGUCUGUAUUUCUCUGAUUUCUGGUGGUUUCUCUGGGGGUCCUGAUCUCUGGGGGGCACAACAGUAUGCACACCAUUUGCUGAGGAAAAUGUUUUUCCAGAUGCCUUGGUGAUCCUUCCCCACAUGUGUGGAGACCGGAAG